Molecule: messenger RNA, 2888 nt
Organism: Nymphaea colorata (pocket water lily)
Lineage: Eukaryota; Viridiplantae; Streptophyta; Magnoliopsida; Nymphaeales; Nymphaeaceae
Product: dynamin-like protein ARC5
Exons: 17
Coding region: 96-2537 (813 amino acids)
Cellular component (GO): microtubule; cytoplasm; membrane
Molecular function (GO): GTP binding; microtubule binding; GTPase activity
Source: RefSeq, a predicted model, not a curated record
AGCAGAGAAAAAGCUCAGGCGAGCUUCUCUCCCUCAUCUGCUUCCUGGAAUCCUAAAUUCUAAUUCCCCACCAAAACCCUAGGAGAGGACCAAUCAUGGAGUCCAUGUCCAUAAAUGGUGCCUCUUCUGUUUCUUCAUCUCCUUCUCUGUCUCAGCAUAAUGACGCACCGCCACCAGCUUCACCAAACCAGAAUGCAAGUGAUACGGAGCGCCGCAACUCUGCGCCGCCGGUCUUACUGGGGGACGGCUGCGAGAAGCUCUACGACGCCUACAACGAGCUGCACGGCCUGGCCCAGGAGUUCCACACCCCCUUCGACGCACCGGCCAUCCUCGUCGUCGGUCAUCAGACGGACGGGAAGAGCGCCCUCGUGGAGGCGCUCAUGGGGUUCCAGUUCAACCACGUCGGCGGCGGGACAAAGACCAGGCGGCCCAUUACUCUGCACAUGAAGUACAACGCCUUGUGCGAAGAGCCGCUCUGUCACCUCGUCUCCGAGGGCGAUCCGAUGCUGUCGGAGGAGAAGAGCCUUGACGAGAUUCAAGCAUAUAUUGAAGCUGAAAACAUGAGGCUUGAGCGUGAUGCAUGCCAGUUCUCUACAAAGGAAAUAACAAUUGGAGUUGAAUAUAAAUACUGCCCAAACCUCACAAUCAUUGACACACCAGGCCUUGUUGCUCCCGCUCCAGGCAGGAAAAAUAGAAUGUUGCAGGCUCAAGCACGCUCAGUUGAAGCUCUUGUGAGAGAAAAGAUGCAGCAUAAGGAGUUUAUCAUUCUCUGCCUUGAAGACUGUAGUGAUUGGAGUAAUGCUACAACUCGUCGGGUGGUGAUGCAGAUUGAUCCUGAACUGUCAAGGACUGUUGUGGUCUCCACAAAGCUUGACACUAAAAUUUUGCAAUUUGCACGGUCUUCUGAUGUCGAAGUGUUUCUGAAACCACCUGCCCGCACUCUUGAUGGGAGCAUUUUGGGGGGAUCUCCAUUCUUCACGUCUGUACCAUCUGGAAGAGUGGGUUCUGGACAUGAAUCUGUUUUUAGGUCAAAUGAUGAAUUUAAACAGGCUGUUUCUUUGAGGGAAAUACAAGAUAUUGCUUCUUUGGAAGAAAAAUUAGGCCGCUCUUUGUCAAAGGAUGAAAGAUCAAGAAUUGGUGUUAGCAGCCUUAGGUUGUUUCUUGAGGAACUACUGCGGAGAAGAUACAUGGACAGUGUCCCUCUGAUAAUCCCCCUUCUUGAGAAGGAAUACCGCAGCACCACAAGAAAAUUGCAUGAAAUAAGCCAGGAACUGAACAACAUGGAUGAAGUAAAAUUGAAGGAGAAGGGACGUGUUUUUCACGAUUCACUGUUAACCAAGCUUUCACUACUAUUGAAGGGAACCGUGGUUGCACCUCCUGACAAAUUUGGAGAGACAUUACAAGAUGAAAGGGUCAAUGGAGGAGCUUUCCAUGGCACCGAUGGCCUUCAGAUUCCAUACAAGUUCAUGCCAAAUGCAGGAAUGCGUCUUUAUGGAGGUGCACAAUAUCAUAGAGCUAUGGCUGAAUUUCGCUUUGUGGUUGGUGGUAUUAAGUGUCCUCAAAUUACUCGAGAAGAAAUAGUGAAUGCAUGUGGAGUUGAAGAUGUUCACGAUGGGACUAACUAUUUCAGGAGUGCUUGUGUGAUCGCUGUUGCAAAAGCGAGGGACACAUUCGAACCUUUUCUCCAUCAGUUGGGGUUUAGACUUCUUCACAUUUUGAAGAGACUGCUUCCCAUCUCUAUCUACCUACUGCAAAAAGAUGGUGAAUAUUUUAUUGGCCACGAUGUAUUUCUGAGGCGUGUUGAGGCAGCAUUCAAUUCUUUUGCAGAAUCUACGGAGCGAGCAUGUCGUGAAAAAUGUAUGGAAGACUUAAUGAGCACAACUCGAUAUGUGACUUGGUCUCUGCACAAUAAGAAUCGAGCUGGCUUGCGCCAUUUUUUGGAUUCAUUUGCUGGUACUGAGCAUUCCACUCUUGGUGGUGCAUCUAUUGUUGGAAUCGCUUCUCAAGAAAUAGCUAAUGGAUCUGCUGCUACUGAGAACAAACAAGAAAACAAGGCCAAGGGUGAUGUGAAACACAACCAUGUUGGACUAGAAACAAGUGCCUGUACCCAGACCACUGAAAUGAGAUUGGUUGACCUGCUGGACAACACACUGUGGAAUAGAAGACUUGCUCCAUCAUCUGAGAGAAUUGUUUAUGCAUUGGUACAGCAAAUUUUUCAAGGCAUAAGGGAGCACUUUUUGGUAUCUGCAGAACUUAAGUUCAACUGUUUCCUCCUCAUGCCUGUGGUUGAUAAGUUGCCUGUCCUACUGCGGGAAGACUUGGAAUCUGCUUUUGAGGAUGAACUAGACACAGUCUUCAAUAUCACUCAUCUUAGACAUUCUCUUGGACAAAGGAAACGUGAACAUGAGCUUGAAUUGAAGCGGAUUCUGAGGCUGAAGGAAAAAUUUAAAGUCAUUCACCAGAACUUGACAUCACAAAUAGCCAAGGACGCUUGUAAUGGAAUUAAAUCAUUGACAUUGAUAGAUGGACAGAGGUGAAUAUUUUUGUCAUGGGUUGCAGUAUGGAGCUUUGCUUCAUCUCCUUCUAUAUGGCAUUCGGGAAGCGAUACCAGAGACUGGUUGUCUUGAUUUACUGGAAUGGCUGAAUCAAGUCAAUUUCUGCCAGUUAUGGAGCCACAGCAUCUGUCUCUAAAUUAAAUGCUGAGUAAUGAAUCAACGGAAUUGGUUCUUCAUGCUAAACACUACGUUGCCUCUGUGGUAAAUGGACUCUAGCACUUUGGUUUGUAUGGAUAUCUCUUCCAUAACAGAAUGUCAAGCAUUUGUUUAUAGAGAUUUGCUUUUCUUGUUCAUUCUGUGUUUCUCGUAAGCUAUAAAUUUGUUCAUUGCGGA